Molecule: messenger RNA, 1551 nt
Organism: Oryza brachyantha (malo sina)
Lineage: Eukaryota; Viridiplantae; Streptophyta; Magnoliopsida; Poales; Poaceae
Product: NADH-ubiquinone oxidoreductase chain 4-like
Exons: 4
Coding region: 1-1152 (383 amino acids)
Biological process (GO): ATP synthesis coupled electron transport; aerobic respiration; electron transport coupled proton transport
Molecular function (GO): NADH dehydrogenase (ubiquinone) activity; ubiquinone binding
Source: RefSeq, a predicted model, not a curated record
AUGCCAAAGCUGGACCUUCCUGUUUUUGCUGGUAGCAACCCGGGUGUACCAGGGAGUGGCUACCCACUGGAGCUUCGACCAACCACCACCGGUCAAUUCCGCUUUGGGGCCACCCCUGACUCUACCAUCAUUAUAGGGGUAUGGGGUUCGAGACAAAGAAAGAUCAAGGCAGCAUAUCAGUUUUUCCUAUAUACUUUACUUGGAUCUGUUUUUAUGCUAUUAGCUAUUCUGUUGAUUCUUCUCCAAACAGGAACCACCGAUUUACAAAUUUUAUUAACCACAGAAUUUAGUGAGCGGCGCCAAAUCCUUCUAUGGAUUGCUUUUUUCGCCUCUUUUGCCGUCAAAGUGCCUAUGGUACCAGUUCAUAUUUGGUUACCCGAAGCCCAUGUAGAGGCACCUACGGCUGGAUCCGUCAUCUUGGCAGGAAUUCUUUUAAAAUUGGGAACCUACGGGUUUUUAAGAUUUUCAAUACCCAUGUUUCCCGAAGCGACACUUUGUUUCACUCCUUUCAUUUAUACUCUAAGCGCGAUUGCUAUAAUAUAUACUUCCUUGACCACUUUAAGACAGAUCGAUCUUAAGAAGAUCAUUGCCUACUCCUCAGUAGCCCAUAUGAAUUUGGUGACUAUUGGUAUGUUUAGUCCGAACAUACAGGGAAUUGGGGGUAGCAUUUUACUUAUGUUAAGUCAUGGACUGGUUUCUUCAGCCCUUUUUCUAUGUGUUGGUGUUCUAUAUGACCGACAUAAGACUCGACUUGUUAGAUAUUAUGGAGGUUUAGUGAGCACCAUGCCGAAUUUCUCUACCAUUUUCUUCUUUUUCACUUUAGCCAAUAUGAGUUUACCCGGCACUAGCAGCUUUAUUGGGGAAUUUCUAAUCUUAGUAGGAGCUUUCCAAAGAAAUAGCUUAGUAGCCACAUUAGCAGCGCUUGGGAUGAUUUUAGGCGCGGCGUAUUCCCUUUGGCUAUAUAAUCGUGUGGUUUCUGGAAAUUUAAAACCCGAUUUCCUCUAUAAAUUCUCCGAUCUAAAUGGCAGAGAAGUUUCCAUAUUUCUACCUUUUCUUGUUGGAGUUGUUCGGAUGGGUGUUCACCCCAAAGUGUUCCCGGAUUGCAUGCAUACAUCCGUAAGUAACUUAGUGCAACAUGGCAAAUUUCAUUGAGAGGAAUUAGCAAAGAAAAGAAAUCUUCUUUCUGGGUUUGAACCUAAAAAGAAAAUAAAUCAAAACAAGAGAAAAGCAGAAGCGAAAGCUCGAGUCGAAGAGUGGAGGUCGCUCGGUAACUCGAGUCGAUCAGUCCCAUUCAUUCUUGCCCGAAACAAGUGGGCUAUUCAUUCCGGUGCCACCUUUGUUCAAUCGAGUCCAUGUUCUCUAUUUCCCAAAACCCAUUCGUUCGCCGACCCGAGGACCAGAGGUUGCUUGCUUGGAAUUGGGAUUUCUACGGAGCCCCUAGCAUUGGUAGUGGUACUCCCGCUAGAUACGAGAAAUCCUCUCUUCUAUUACUUCACAAGUAGUGGAUAGGCCCCGCCUUAGACUGCCCCCUUCUUUCGGGGAAGUACUUAU